Echinostoma caproni is the source of this 480-nucleotide messenger RNA. NCBI's taxonomy places the organism in Eukaryota, Metazoa, Platyhelminthes, Trematoda, Plagiorchiida, Echinostomatidae. The record is from the annotation of a GenBank genome assembly.
AUGAACGGAUAUCACCGCAGGCGACCCCCUCGAAAACAUUCCGCCACGCGUGUUGAAGAGAUGAAAGGUCGAANUGAAGAGAUGAAAGGUCGAACAUCUCCUACCCUGUCCACGCGCUCCAUGCCUUACAUACAGCUGAACGGAGGUCGUCGGAUUUCGUCUGCUUCAUCCUCUGCAACAGUGAACGACACUGGAAACAAGAAUGAUGGUCUGUUCACUAUGGAAAGUGUGAAAGAUGUCAUUGAUCGACUGAAAAAAGAAGUCGACCUAGAAAGAAGCAAGCGUGUCAGUAUCGCAAAGCAGCGAAGUGAGGAUAUUUUCAAACUGGUGCUUCGAUCAAAGGCAGAACAACGUUCGUUUGUGAAUGCUUUCAAAACGGAAGCUAAAUCUUUGCAACAAUUGAAGGAGACUAGUUUAAAAGACCAAAAAGCACCGGUCAAUGCCCUAUACGAUCCCGAUGUUUCCACUUUUGACGGGUAA